ACCCUAUAGUUUGUAUGCAUGUGAUACUGCACUGUACUGUACUGUUGUAUGCAACAUCUCACAAAGCAUCGAAUUCAAGAUGAGUGCUCAAUCAGAUACCAGUGUUGCAGAACAGGCAUCCAAGAGGACUAAACAACAGCCCUUGCAUUCUGAUACCACAACAGACAAUACUACUGCUUCCAACUUCAGGCACAUCAAAAUCACACAUUUUCACCUGGGAAUCAAGGUCGAUUUUUCGAAGAAAGAGCUGGCUGUGAAGGAAGUGAUUGAUGUGAAAUGCUUGCACAAAUGUGACGAGGUCAUUCUGGACAGCCAUGAGAGUAUCCAGAUCUCGAGCAUCGUCGACAAGUCCCCGCCCGAAGCUGAUCUUCAGUACGAGGUGAAGCCUUUCACUGGCUAUGGAUCUGCACUGCACAUCAGCCGACCUUGCAGCGAGGUCGGGGAGGAGUUUAAGAUCGAGAUCACGUACACGGUGGGGAAAGCCCCUGGACUAUGUUGGCUGGACCCUAGUCAGACUGCAGGGAAGUCCAAGCCAUAUCUGUACACACAAGGACAGGCCGUUUUGAACAGAUCUUUCUUCCCCUGUCUUGACACCCCAGCUGUCAAGUCGACAUACUCCGCUACUGUUCAUGUUCCAUCUGGAUUUGCCGCUGUGAUGAGUGCAGACCAAUGGGGGAAGGAUGUCAGUCCGGAUAUCUUCACCUUCCGUAUGAACCAACGAAUCCCUAGCUACCUGGUGGCCUUAGCAGUCGGUGAUAUCGCCUCGGCCCAGAUCGGCCCCAGGAGCAACGUGUGGACAGAGCCAUGUCUUCUGGACAAGGCACAAGCAGAGUUCAGCGUGGUUGUGGAGGACUACAUCUCAACCGCAGAGCGACUCUUUGGACCCUACGUGUGGGGGCGCUAUGACAUUCUGGUCAUGCCUCCAUCGUUUCCCUUUGGUGGGAUGGAGAAUCCGUGUCUGACCUUUGUGACCCCUUGCCUCCUGGUGGGCGAUAAAUCACUCACAGAUGUGGUCAUGCAUGAAAUCGCCCACAGCUGGUUUGGUAACCUGGUAACCAACGCAACAUGGGGUGAUUUCUGGCUGAAUGAGGGUUUCACCAUGUUUGCCCAGCGUUGCAUCAGUCAAGAAUUACUAGGUGAAGCCUACACGUGCCUCGAAGCUGCUACAGGGAGGGCACUACUUAAGCAACGGAUGACAUUUGCAGGAGAGGAUCAUCCUCUGAACAGACUACGUGUGGUGAUCGACAAGGGCAUCGACCCUGAAGACACCUAUAAUGAGGUCCCCUACGAGAAGGGUUUCGCUUUUGUCAGCUACCUGGCUAGCCUGGUCGGGGGGAAAUCAGAGUUCACCAAAUUCCUGAAAUCGUAUUGCCAACAGUUCAAGUUCAAGAGCGUAGUUGCAGAGGACCUGUUUGAUGCUUUCCUUGACUUCUAUCCAGAGCUUCAGGAACAGAAGAUCACACAAAAGAAGGGCUUUGAGUUUGACCACUGGCUCAACGGCACGUCGUGGCCUCCCUUCGUCCCUGACCUGUCAGCCGGCAGGACGCUGAUGGAUCCUGCAGAGAAGCUUGCUAGCUAUUGGCUCACAUACCAUAAAGAGAAAGAUAACAAGGAUCUGUCGUUGGAUAUCUCUGAGUGGAAGACCUAUCAAGUUCUUCAUUUCAUAGAUCAGCUUGUGGAAUCAGAAGACAGCCUACCUCACGAAACACUCAAACACUUUGCCACCACCUACUCCCAAAUAAGGGAUACACACAAUGCUGAGAUUCGAUUAAGAUGGUCACAACUCACGAUUGGUAGCGACUAUGCAGAUGACUUGUCAAAUGUCAAGGCUUUCCUCAUUGCCCAAGGCAAGCAAAAAUACACUCUUCCCAUUUAUGCUGCAUUGACGAAAGGAUCCAAGAGAAUGAAAGACUUUGCUGUGGAGACAUUUGCUGCAACUAAAGACCAGCUUCACGUAAACGUAAGGAAGCACGUGGAGAAAAUGGUCAGUGUAUUGUAAACUAAAAUGUUCUGUACAUUUCAAGAGUUCAGUGACACAAAGACGUAACUCCAUAUUUUUCCAAAAUGAGUAUUUGAUAUCAAAAUGUUCAGAAAAAUGUGGGCUUUCCAGGAAACACACAGACUUAACUCCACCCAACACUACAUUGAAGUCAAUGGCUAGUGAAACAUAGAUUUGACUCCUUAAGGCCAAAGUGCUCAGUGACAUAUAAACCACUUUUUCUCAAAAUGGCCAAAAUGGAGUUACGUCUUUGUGUUACUGACUCCUCGAUUUAUAGGUAGACCUUGUGUUUUGAUGGUGUCGAGAAUGAAAUUCUCACAAGUAAUGUUCCAAUGAUGGCCAUUACUCUUUUGAGUCAGCUUGCAAGUAGACCCAGUUUAGUCCCAGUUGAGGCUUUUUUUUAUAAUAUGAUGAUAUUUAGUGUCAUACGCAUUCUGCAUCCAAUAGUACACAGAUAAUGAGUUUGCAUUGAAACUGUGUUGCACGCAGGUACAUUUGUUAUCCCGACUUGUCACUCAUUUACAUGUAAACACAAAUUUGCCAUUGUUCUUGGGAGAAAGGAUCCAUUCUCGUUAGAUUUAACGACGACAUUAAAACCCUGGUAGUAAUGUGUUACGUUUGAGAUUUGGCUCGCAUCUGAACAGUAUUAAGCCAGCAACUCGCGAGAGAGCGGUGCCCUGUACCUUUUGGCAACUGCGCUCACCAUGGUGUGAAUAUAUCAUGUGAUUGAGGCCCUUACUAUCGAGAGUAAGGAUUAUUAUCUGAUCACACUGUAAAUACCUAUCUGUAUACUCCUAAUGUGGAACGAAAAAGGUAACUAGCAAAUGAUGUAAUGGAAACUGUCACAGCUGA
Strongylocentrotus purpuratus (purple sea urchin) is the source of this 2851-nucleotide messenger RNA. RefSeq names its product aminopeptidase B-like. Gene Ontology annotation, biological process: proteolysis. Gene Ontology annotation, molecular function: metalloaminopeptidase activity; zinc ion binding. The transcript is spliced from 12 exons. The record is from RefSeq and is a predicted model, not a curated record. The coding region runs from base 80 to 1999 and encodes 639 amino acids. NCBI's taxonomy places the organism in Eukaryota, Metazoa, Echinodermata, Echinoidea, Camarodonta, Strongylocentrotidae.